Molecule: messenger RNA, 9029 nt
Organism: Porites evermanni
Lineage: Eukaryota; Metazoa; Cnidaria; Anthozoa; Scleractinia; Poritidae
Source: the annotation of a GenBank genome assembly
AUGAUUUGGUAUCACCAGUGUCCCAUUAUUGUAAUGAUUACAAAACUUAAAGAAAGAAAUGAGGUAUGGCUAUGAGAGGCAGUGAAAUUAAAUUUGUGGUGAACUAUAUUCAUCAAAAUUAAUAAUCUGUUAAAUUUCAUUACCUUCAAACAUGCCAUAAUACUCCUUGUUGUCCCUCCAAAAUUUUGCGUAAGCAUCGUUUUCAGAAAAAAAUGCUUAUGCAAUAUUUUGGAGGGACAACAAAGAUUGUUAUGGUAUUUUUGAAAAAGGCGUAUGUGUAAUGAAUGUUGGAGAUUUGACAAUGUGAUCUUUUGGCUUAGUGGGGUAAGAUGCACUUCCUUAUUUGGCCUAUGUGAGGAUGCACCACUGGGCAGGGCAUAUCAUUACCCUCACAGAAAAAUAUAUUUCUGUGAGGGUAAUCCUAAGCAGGGUCUUGUUUUUUUGCAAAGAAACCACAGGGAAAAAAACAGAUAUUCUGUCAAUUCACCUACCACUUAAUGGGGAUCAUUGUCCAGUACAUGGUCAUAGCUUCAUCCUUGUAGCUGACUAUAACAAUCUUUUACAUUAGGUUCCUUUACCUAUCCCCUCCCCAUUUUGCCAGUCCAGAGGAGGUGGCAUGAGCCUAGUCAAAGACAACUGGGAGUCUUUGUCGGGGGUAUAUGAUUGUGUAUUUUUUAUGGUUAGAGCAUUGCUGUCCAUGGGGAAAAGAAGAAAUCCAGAGUUUAACCAGGGAAGAGAAGAAGCAUUUGAGAAUGAAUGAAACGUGGAGUUAACUUUACAAUGCACCUAUACGUGGUGUUGUCUCAAACUCAUACCACAGCAGUGAGAUGUGGGUACUGACAGCACUGCACCAAAACCAUUUCCACUGACAACAAGUGUGCUCUUUACUCCGCAGACAAAAUGUGAACGAUACUGGCCAGAUCCAACCUUUAGAAUGCAAGAGAAGUAUGGAGACAUAGUUGUCACAUUUGAUUCUGCCAUAGGACGAGAUGGUUAUCAGAUAACAUCUUUGUACAUAAGUCACUCACAGUCAUUAGAGGCUCCACGAAGGGUGUAUCAUUACUGGUAUACUGCUUGGCCUGACCAUGGAGUCCCAGACUCACCAAGACAAUUUCUCAGAUUAGUGGAAGAAGUACACAUUGCACAGGACAGGGAAGAUGUGAAAGAGGGGCCUGUGGUAGUGCACUGCAGGUUAGUAACAUUAUAGCCUCUCCUUUAAAUUGUCCAUGCCUUUCCUUUGACCCACUGAAAUUUUAUUUCUUACAGUGCUGGUGUGGGAAGGACAGGCUGUUUUAUCGCAGCGAGUAUUGGAAUUGAACAGAUAAAGGUAAAGUCAUACUGGCACUAACAAUCAAUUGGGAGCUUAACAAGUGAGAAUCUUGAUGGCCUGUGCCAUAUCCACAAAGUCAUAUUUGACAAGUUGACAUUCUAUGUAUUUAGGAUCCUUUUUAGCUUAUUAGGUGGUCUGUUGUAAAUCCUUGCAUAUCAGAACAGCAUAAUUAUUUAUUUAACCUCCAAACAUCACGUGAAAGCUCUUUACUUCUUAAGUAUGAAUAUAAUUAACCAUUGGUUGCUGACUGUGUAAAGUUUGCUUGAAGUUGAAAAAAAGCCUCAAGUGGUCUGUGAUUAACCAUUAGGUUUCAUUAUUUGCCUUCCAUCUGCUUGUUAAACACAGGGCUGUCAGUAAGGACCAGGGGACACUGAUUUCCCUCAGAUAUUUUAAGCUUGAAAACCGGCUACUUUCAUAGGAAACAAAUAGGCCUUUUGCAUUAGUUGAUCACAUGAUCAACUUUGGGCAAAGACGAAAACAGUUCACUUUUGAAAAAUUUUGUUAGCAUGAGCUGAAAAAGCAUAUUAAAAUUAUGUACCCUGUAAUUUUCAGCCAUAUAUCUCAAAGUAGCGAUUGCAAUGGUGGCUGAAAAUUUGAAGGAUUUGUAUGAGAAAAAUAACUCUUGCCACCCAGUCAUGCAUGAAUGGUUUGCUAUACAAAUCCUUGUAAAUUCUUAAAUUUUAAUUUGUUGUUAAAUCUUUCCCUUACACAUUUAAGGGCUCAAAUUGCCUGUUAUGAAUUCAAAGGAGAUUUGAGCCCUGUCACGCUUAAGGAAAUAUUUCACAACAGUUUCAAAUUUUCGAAAUUUGCAAAGAUUUGUAUGGAAAACCAUUCAUGCGUGACUGGGUGGCAAGAGUUGUUUUCUCGUACAAAUUGUUCUAAUUUUCAGCAGCUGUUGCAAUCGCUACUUUUGAAAAUAUGGCUGAAAAUUUAUAGGUUAGCUAAUUUUAAUAUGCUCUUUCAGCUUGUGCUAACAAUUUUUUUCAAAAGCAAACUGUUUUUGUGUUUACCGAAAGUUGAUCAUAUGACCAAUUAAUGCAAAAGCCUAUUAAGGAAGAUAGAAUAAAAAACACUUGGCAACUAAAACUUUUAGUAACAGCCCUGGGAAGAAAGGGGGAAUCUGACAAGUGAUCACAAACCUCUUCGGAUUUUUUCCACAAACCCCUCCAGUUACAAGUUUUUAUCGCAGGACUGACCAUUUUCACUUACUGUCAAAUUUGUCUGCAACUAUUAGAAAGAAGAUUGUAUAGACAUUCUCAAGAUAGUAAGCCUUAUGAGAAUAGACAGGUUAGUACUUACAAUAAUUCUUAGUAAGUAAUAAUAUUAUAAUUUUUACUCUUUUCCCAGGCUUAUCCUGUAGUGGAAACCCACUAUACAACCACCUUGUUAGCAAAACCCAUUCCUUUUAUUUAUCAACCAAUGACUAUCCCUUGGAGUGCCCAGUCGUUAUCUUGUGUGCAGUUUUAGGUUUUUAAGUAAUGGUAACAGGACUGAGUGGAGUCCAAUUCGGUCUGUAAUCAUACGAGUGAUUAACAAAAUCGGACGACCACGUAGCGGAAGCCCGAUUUGUUUAAUCACGAGUAUGAUUACUGACCGAAUUGGACGACACAAAGUUCUGUUACCAAUUAAUCAUAACUUUAACAAAAUUUGUGAUAUAAAAGGCUAUUUUUUAAAUCAAAACACAAGAAAUUCGAAAUUUUGUUUUGCUGGCAGUGAAAAAAAAAAGCCAUUUAAGUGCGCGCGUGAUGGCGCAUACUGUCCAGUUACUUAGGCAUGAUGCAUACUGUCCUAUUAAACUGUCCAAUUAAGGCUGAAAUCAGGGAAGUUGAUAGCCAAUCAGAUUUGACAAUUUUGUUAUGGUUAUGAUUAUACAACAAAUAAGAUGCCUGGCCUCAGUUGUUUAAAACCUGGAUAGCGCUUUACGUGGGACAAAUCAUUUAGGAUGGAUAGGUAUUAAUUUGGGAAACCCCUUUUUUAUUACAUUAUCCACUGGACAGACCUUUAUUCAGUGGAUAGCGCUAUCCACCUUCUGAACUACUGGGGCCUGGUGAGCCCAGUGGACAAGUGAGAAAAGCAUUAAAGCGGACAAAAAGGUCAGACUAAAUAACGGAAAGUCAUCAAAAGUCCAUAUUUAUUGAGGUUUCCAUUGAUUUAUGUAAGAUAUCUAGCAGUGAUAGUCAGUUUGAAAUCAUACUUGUUAUGUAGUGUCAAAUUAGGGCCGUUUAUAGGAGAUUAUAGGAACUCCAGGGGCUUCCACUUUUGGCACAGCCAGGCCCUAGACAGAGUUACGCACCCCUGGCCGGCAAACCAGUGCUCUCCAGCCAUGAGCCCCCACACCAAGCCAAAGGGACCUCCGAGCUAAAUGCCAAGCUCGGAGAGAAGGGGCUCAUAGCUGGGAGAAGCCUGAGCCCCUAUACACCAAACCUGGAGGCAUCCACCCACGCUGAACAUGUAGAAACAUGCAAAGGCUAAACAAGACCCAAGUGCCAAACAUACAGUGCCAAAGCCCCAUAAACGCUACAAACACUGUAAAACACCACAAAUGUCCAACCCCGAUGCCCAAUAAACAUUAUUAAUGCUGUAAACGGCACAAGGGUCCAACCCCAAUGCCCCAUAAAUGCUACAAACACUCUAAAUGCCACAAAACAACUAACCCGAACGCCUCAUAAUUGCUACAAAUAGCUGUGAAUGCCACGAACGUCCAACCCAAACACUCUAUAAACAAUCCAAACUCUGUAAAUGCUACAAAAAGUUCAGCCCCAACACCCCAUGAAAAAACUAUAAAAGCUAUAAAAGGAUACUAAAAAACUCAAUACAAGUAGUUGUACACUUACGGGCAGACAGACUCCAAAAAGUGCAAAAAACACUAUAAUAUGUUUAUAGUACUACUAAAACUAUUUACUGCAAAGUACUAAAAGGAAUGUGGGUGCCUGGUGUAUCCAGGGCCUCCAUUGUGGUCAGUCAGGCCCUAGAAUCCUCUCCCAUGGCUGGCAAAUCCCCACUACCCAUCCAUGGCCCCCCUUUCCCCCUUUCCAGGCACCUGUCACACUGAUGCAUGAUGAAUCUGUGGAAAGAGACAGGGUAGGGUUGAGGGGGAACACUAAAACAACCGCUUCACUCUAACGCGACCGCCACAAAACUGCUCAGUUUGAUACUCCUGCCUGUGACGAAGCAACAACGUUCCGUCUGAGUUGUGAGUUUGACCAUUGGCAGGCGGAGACUGCUAAGCCCGCGGCGGACAACUUGUUAAAUUUCCCCCAAACACCGCUAGAAGCCAACAACGCUUGCCCUGAGGAAAACUAGGUAAACCAACAAAACCAGAUGAAACGAUCGCACAGUAAACCGACUGCCUCAAUGCUGAAACAACUGCUACACAAAUGCUCAACGAAGAACUCAAAGGUCCUAGCUGUGUACAAAGCUACCACAUGGACCACUUGACUGCUAAGCUCGUGAACCACUUGACCGCUAAGCAAGUGAAUACAAAACCACAGUCGUUCCGUCUAAUGAUUACAGGACCGACAGGCUGUUGUAGAACUUUCGAACCAUAAAGUUGCAGACAAAACACCCAAGCGAAAACCAUGGCCAUGCUAAUUAGGAGACAAAUGUCCCUCCAGGAUUGUUGGCCCAAAUUGCGAGAAAACAAUGAUUGCACAAAAGCCAAGCAUAGCCCACGACAACAAAGAAACAAGCGGUUGAACAAACAGCAAAACAGCGAGAAUCAGAUGAUAAACGAAUGAUCCAGAGGCUAAACGAAGAAGUGGCCACCAGGAAUCACUGUACUGAGCACGUGGAGGUGAUGCAAGCAAGACUGACCGCACUUGAGCCAAACCACCGACUGCUGACCACGCCCGUGCUCCUUGUUGUUAACUGUGUCAAAUUAAAUGGCCCUAUUGUGCCUCCAUCUUGUCAAUACAACCAUAAUGAUUUAUCUGUGGCUCAGAGGGGUUCCACAGAGUGUUAUUCUUACCCUAAUCAUAGUCGAUCACUCAUACAUGGAAGAAAGUCUUAGAGUUUCCUUGUCAUCAGCCUUGUAUACAUCUCAAGACAUGACAAAUACUGUGUAACUACUCAUUGUCAAGAGGUUCGUAAAGUUUUAUAAGUGUCUAACAUUUUGUUUGUUUAAACCUUCAGGGGAGGAAUGGUUGAAAAUGAUCCACAAUAUGAACUUGUAUACCAAACGCUUCAUCAUUACUGGACAACUCGUACAGGGAGUGAGGAUGACUCACAUGACAUUGCUUUAGAGGCAAUCUUCGAUGAAUAGUCAGCUAAUUUUGAAACGAUUGAUGGAUAUACAGAUCAAUAAUAAUCUUACAUGCUGGUCAUGGGAGAAUAAUAAUUUAAAGGCUGCAUCAUUGAGUCUGCAAUCAAGUCAGUGUUUUGACCACUGCUAUUCAAGAUGCGCUUAAUAUUGCAAGAUUAUUUAACCAGCAGAUUAUAUAGACAAACUAAAUUCGAAAUUUAUAACCUUAUUAAGAAGAUUUAGGACCAUCAGCUAUGUUUAUUAUCAACUUAAAUUGAAGGCGAGUCUUCAAAGCACCUGACCAAGUUGGUUUGUUUGGAAGUAGUUCUGCCUGGUUUUAUGUUAAUUGGAGGCUUCCCUUGCAGGACAAGGGAACAACAGAGACCUGUUGAAUACAGGAAAUAUAGACUGACUUCACUGGCUAUGACUCAGAACUGCAUUGUUAAUUUACCAUUACAGAUGACUCAAGUUUGAGAUUAUUGUUAUUUAUGGAUUGAUGAGAAAUUAUUUCAAGAACCGGGAGAAAGAGACAAAUUUACAAGGUGCUUUUUAAACAUUUGUUGGUUGGAAGAACUGAAAACAAGGAGGCUUUGUGGGCAUGUCCAACUGACUUGUGGAAUUCUUGCCUUCUUAGGAUACAAGGAGGUUUUUGCUACAUAUUUUAAAUCCAGAGUGAUCACACCUCUGUUUAAUGUUACUGUUUGUAUCAAUGGUAUUCGUGACAGGAGAUUUUAGACACUAUAUUAAGGUGAAUUAUUUUUUCAUUCUUCCCCAUCAUCACUACAUCACUACAGGUGCAUUCUGCUCUUAUAUUUUGCAGAGAAGUGCAAUAAUGCAUUAUAAAAUAAAAGGACCUCACACUUCUUAGUUUACUGAGCAUCAAUGCUUUAAAAUUACUUUAUUUUGAACUUGUAUUGCAUGGAUCCUGGUUUACUGUUGGGACUAUAACAAGUUACCAAUAUAAAUGUACUUAAUUUACUCAAAUAAGUGCUGCCCAAUUUAGCCCUGAUAUGAUGACAAUCAAAAUAAUUAUUAUUUUAGUUUAAUAAAGAAAAUUAUAAUACUGUAGUUAAAACAAUUCUUUGUGGCAUCCAUCUUUCAAGUAAGCGCGGCUCUUGAAUUUUAGGUUCCACUUUUUAGAUGUUAAAAAUUGGAGAGUAAUGACCAAGCCGCAGUUGUUCAAAAGGUAGAUAGUGCUAUUCGCCGGGUAAAUCUCCAUCCAUUGGAUAGCGCAAUUGGUUUCCCUAAUACUUACCCACUGGAUAAAGAUACAUCCUGUGGAUAGCGCUAUCCAGCUUUUGAACAGCUGGGGCCAGGGUGAAACAUCAAAUACAUCCUUAAAGUGAGAAAUUAUUACAAAGUAUUUAUCAGAUUAAUAUUAUAUUGUACAGAAUUAUUACUGAGGGAUUUUAUGAAAUUCUUCUAUCAACGUAACUUAUUUACCCCAAGUGAUGUAUAUGGAUUAUGUUAACACAGAGAAUUGUCAAGGAAGUUUGUAUUUAAUUUAUUUUGAAUAAUAUUAAUAUUAUUGUUAUUAUCAUUGUGUGUAUAAAAUAUGGAUUCUGAACCUGCAGCAUUAAAUUGGAAAUAUUGGUGUUUAGUUUUUAAUGCCAGUAUAAUAAUUGUACAAGUAAGUUGCUGUAUUUUUUUGUCCAGUUUUGUCUUACAAGUUGCUUGACUUGUAACUGGACCGUACAGUUAACACUGUUAACUUCUUCUUCUUCUUUAUAAUAAACAAUCUAGUGUCAAAUUAGUGUGUGCAAGGAAAUGAUAAAUGCAAAAAGACCAAAAGUUAAUUAAAUUACUCCGAAGAACCCUUACUUAAGAGACAUUAACUUUUUAGGUGACUAUUUUAAAAAUAAUAUAUAAGUUCAUUCCAAGAUGGUACACAAGAUUGUUUCCUUAAAAUGUUUGGGAUGUUACCAAUCAUGUCUUCUGAAGUGAUCCACCAUGCUCAAACAAGAAGCAUUAAAAUAAACUGUUUCCUAAUUUCACGGGAAAAAAUGCUUCUCAUGUCCAAUGUUCCUGCUAAACUUCAUGUUGAGCUCCUUAUCAUCAGGUUGCCAAGUAUAUUCUGAGAUAACGGUAGCCAAAAAUUAUUUUCGGGCUUAGGGUUUGAAAGCUGUUUGGAAGCUGUUAUAAUUUCGGUUAGUAACUUAUCUAUCUUGUAACUUUGUGCAGAAAGAAAAGAAAGGAACCAUUGUGAAAUGACCUUUUCCUUCAAAAAUGACAUGAAAAGAUAUUAAUACUGUCCUAAAAAAGUGAUACUCUUGGAUUAAUAACCUUAAAAAUAUGGCACUGGUAAAUAAUUUUGACUGUUUGAUUUUAGUUUACACUGAAUAUUUAUAUACUUCCUUAACUGUAAAUAUUUUCUUUCUGGCGCAAAUUAUUUGAAUUAGUUUUGGAUAUUUGGGCACUGCUUUGUAUAUUGCAUACAAUGUACAUGAAAAUAAUGAACUAGAGGUUUUUAAUGAGAUACCUUUAACCUAGAUGUAUUCUUAAAACCAUGCUUUCACUUUUAUGCUGGAUAAAACAUGGCAUUAUCUGUGACAGGCCAAACUGUAACAACUACCACUUUGUCCUAGUUGCUAGAUGUGAUGUUAUAACAGGAAUGUUGUAACAAACACCUCUCAAGGAAUCUUUUUUAAAAGAAGUGCAAGUGUAGGUCAUAUCUUCCAAAAAAAAAACACUUCUCAGCUCCACACUGAUCUGCACCCUGCCAUGCAAAUACAUGUAGACCACCUUUAAAUAUAGGUUAGUUUUUGUUCCCACAUUUUACCAUACACAUGCCAGUAUAUUAGGCUGGAGGUCACCUCUGCCUUUAAGGCCCAACUACAACACAAUAUUUCUCGAUUAUUUCAUGAACUUCGUCACACAUUUUGUAUCUCACAGCGGCCAUGUAAUGUCUAUUUUAUUGUUUAUUUUGUCUGAACACCAAUGAAACACCAAACCAUUUCACUUCAAAAACGCACCAUAUUAUGUAACCAUAGCAACAGUGAUCUUUUCACAUUUAAAGAUAACAUUUCGUGUGAAAAGUUAUCAUGUUUCCACACUAAAGGUCACCUGGUAUAUCACUGAUGUUUAUAUAAUGAAAAUUUUUAUUUGUCUUACUUGGCUUAUAUGCCUGUUAACAAGAGAGACCAACUCAAAUCAUCUUUACCUGAAUCUCAUGAGCUCCAAGUGUAAUUAUUGCAGCGCAAACAGAAACAGGCUGAUACUACUGUAGCUUAAUUGCUUAAUUAAAGACUUUUAACCCACUGCAGGUUCAGAAAUAGUAAAGUCGGUCUUAUUGAAUUAACACCAGAAGUAGGUAACUCCUUCAAUUUUCAGUUACAUUUAUCAUUGAUGGAUAAGGAUAUUAUUAUUACAGUUACCAUGUAACUAGAGAGGGUACAAAUGGUACAAUGUUGAAGAAGAUGGGUUUAACAUGCGAUGAGAGUUAGAAUAAAAUUAUCAGAG